AUGGAUGAUUAUAUAUAUCAACCAUUAUCUGUUACUGAGGAAAAUGCCGACGAACAGGUUUUAAUUAAAGAUGGAACUCUUACAGCAAAAAAACCGGUACCAAUUGAGGCUAUUGAACGUAACCAUUUGGAAAACAAGACACGAUCAUCCUUUGAUCGAGUAUUCUUACGUAGAUUUUUUCGACUUCUCAAAAUAUUGUUUUCAGUAAAAACACCAGAGGGCAAUUGUAUUUUUAUAUGUUUUAUGUUGAUGUUAACAAGUGCUAUCAACGAAAUCUUGGCAUACUUUGUUGGAAAAAUUCCUUCAAAAUUUUACACAACGUUGGUUGGAAUUGAUGGUGCACAUUUCAAGACAUUAUUGGUUUAUUCAACAUGUAUUGUUUUAUUAACUGGUUUGGGAAGAAGUAUAAUGUAUUUUGUUGGUGGGCUUUUUGAAUUGUUGACAAGAAAAGUUUUAACAAGACAUUUACAAAAUAAAUAUGUUAAGCCAGAUAUAUUUUAUAGAAUACUAAUUACAAGACAUGAUUUUGCUGAAAGUAUUGCAUUUAGUUGGGGUGAAAAAGCAGAAGAGGCUAGAUUAUCAAAAUUUUUUGAUUCAGUUCUUAAUUAUCAAAGACAAAGGAUUGACAAAGAACUAGUGUUACGAUCUUUAACUGAAUCAGUUGCAUACUUUGGAUCAAUACUGAGCUAUCUUAUUAUUUCCAUUCCUAUUUUUUUAGGCGAAUACGAUGAUACCGAUAAAGAUGUACUUAGUGGAUUAAUUAGUUUGAAUGCUUUCUUCACAUUAUAUCUUAUUGGUAAAUUUACAAGUUUGAUCGAAGAGUCAACCAAUGUUUCGAACUUGGCAGGGUUUACUGCACGUAUAGGACAAUUAUUAGAAGCACUUGAUGAUGUUAAUGAUGAUAUUAAUGGUGAAUUAAACAAUAUAAAUAUUAAAGAUCAAUCAUUAGAUCUAAGAGAAGCAACGGGAGAAUUCGUAACAUCAAGAUCCGAAUCAUCAUCAAUUAUAUUUGAUCAAGUAACAUUUGAUACACCAUCAGGCGCAACACUUUUAGAGGAUUUAGAAAUUGUUAUUGAACAAGGAAAAAAUUUAAUGUUAAUUGGCCCAAAUGGUAGUGGUAAAACUUCAAUCUUGAGAGUUAUGUGUGGUUUAUGGCCAACGAAUAAAGGUCAAAUAACAAGACCGAAAAUGAAUAUGAAUUCAAGACAACAUUUAUUGGUUUAUUUGCCUCAAGUUCCUUAUUUAGUAUAUGGAUCUUUAAGAGAUCAAAUCACAUAUCCAGUGAUCAAUGAUCCUAAACAACAAAAUAUUUCAGAUCAAGAAUUGAAUUCAUUAUUGGAAAAGGUAGAAUUAACACAUUUAAAAUCUUUAAUACAGAAUUAUGAUUCGAGGUAUGGUGAAGAUUGGAAUAGAAUUUUAAGUCCUGGUGAACAACAAAAAUUAUCAUUUGCAAGAUUACUUUAUUGGAAACCAUUAUAUGCAGCUACAAAUUCACUUGAUUCUGAUUUAGAAAAAAAAUUCUUCGAGAUCAUGAAAGAAUUAAAGAUUACAAUGAUCACAAUUUCACAUAAUAUGGGAUUAUUAAAAUAUCAUGAUAAAAUAUUAUUAUUAGACGGCAAAGGAAAAUAUUAUGUGAAUGAUAUUGAUCUUCAAAAUAAAGAAAUUACUGACAAAUGGAUUGAAGAAAAAUUAAAAAAUUAA
Molecule: messenger RNA, 1701 nt
Organism: Entrophospora candida
Lineage: Eukaryota; Fungi; Glomeromycota; Glomeromycetes; Entrophosporales; Entrophosporaceae
Source: the annotation of a GenBank genome assembly